AUGACCCACGUUGCCUUUUCGUGGGCCUUUGACACACACGACGCCACCACAGAGCAUCGUGCAUACCCUGCGCAAGGGGAGGGUAGCGUUCCCCAACAGGACCAUACGCUCGAAGGCCUUGCGACGUCGCUCGAUGAUGCCCGUGAGAAACUCAAUGAUAUCGUGACAUGCUGGAAAGAUGCUGUCGGCCCGGAACAGGACUCGCACAUGGGCCGCAGCAAUGCCGCUCAUGCUCAGGAUGACGAUGAGGACGAGGAAUAG
Malassezia restricta is the source of this 261-nucleotide messenger RNA. RefSeq lists its product as uncharacterized. NCBI's taxonomy places the organism in Eukaryota, Fungi, Basidiomycota, Malasseziomycetes, Malasseziales, Malasseziaceae. The transcript has a single exon. The coding region runs from base 1 to 261 and encodes 86 amino acids. The record is from RefSeq and is a predicted model, not a curated record.